Trichogramma pretiosum is the source of this 933-nucleotide messenger RNA. Its product is annotated as lariat debranching enzyme-like. Gene Ontology annotation, molecular function: RNA lariat debranching enzyme activity. The transcript has a single exon. The coding region runs from base 1 to 933 and encodes 310 amino acids. NCBI's taxonomy places the organism in Eukaryota, Metazoa, Arthropoda, Insecta, Hymenoptera, Trichogrammatidae. The record is from RefSeq and is a predicted model, not a curated record. Gene Ontology annotation, cellular component: nucleus. Gene Ontology annotation, biological process: mRNA splicing, via spliceosome.
AUGAAAAAACUUUAUCCAUCAAAAUGGUUCGCUGCUCAUUUGCACUGUAAAUUUGAGGCAACUGUUUGUAAUGAAGAUAAAACUAAAACAACACAAUUUAUGUCAUUGGAUAAAUGUGGAGAUUACUGUGAAGGCAAUAGAAGAAGUUACAGACCUCGUCAAGUAAAAGAAAGAGAUUAUUUUGAAUUCAUAGACAUAGAGCAUGAUCAAAGUUUACCUCUUACAAUUUCCUAUGAUAUCGAGUGGCUCACUAUAUUAUUCUUGACGAAUAAUUUAUUAAGUGUUAGAGAUGCCUGGUGUUAUUUGCCUGAAUCACAAAAUUUUACACCAACUAAAGAACAAAAGGAAACGAUUCUUGAAAAAUUUAAUAAUGACUUGAGCGUGCCACAAAACUUUCAACAAACUGUAAGGCCAUUCCAGCACACUGAGUAUCCUACAGGAUUUGCUCAGCCACCUAUUUUGGUCAUCAACCGUCAAACUACUGUUUUAUGUAAAAAACUUGGAAUCGAUGAUCCUUUUGAUCCCAUAAAAAGAUCACAAACCAAUCUUGCGCAUUUGAAUCGUUUUUCAUCUGAUCAAACCAGAGGCAACAGUUCUACUGGUUUGAUUGUAGAUAUUUCAACUGCAUACUUACAUACUUCAUUAGUUUUACCAUCACCUCAAAACCAAACAAAAAAUUCCACAAAGGAGCAUGUAAAUUCAAACAAAAGCGAUGUAAAACAUGCUAAUUUAUCUGAUGGAAACCAAAAUACCAUAAAUUUAGGUUUUUUCAUAGAUACUACUCCAAGUUCUUCUAGAUGUACAGAAAAAAGAGCGAGAGAAAUUUUGCCAGAGCAAAAAGAAAAUUGUACAGAUCGCAGUGAUCUACCAACUAAAAAAUUCAAAAGAAGAAAUGAAGCAUCAUACAAAAGUGAUAAUUCUAGCGUAAGCUAA